AUGUUGAUCUCGUAAAUUAGUAACAUGCAAAAAAACCAACCAAAAGAACGUGGUUAUAAAAAAUGAGAGUGCCAAAAUCACCUCGAGAAUUGCCAUACCCACAAAACACCAUACCACCCAAUCACAACCCACCACCUUCAAACCGCCUCUCUGUUCUCUGUGUAUGUGUGUGUUUUUGCAACGUAGAUAGGAGCAUUUCUCUUUUUCUUUCUCACCUCAAAGCUUCUGUCAAUCAUAGAUACCUUUCUUCUGAGCAAAACCUCCACUUUCCUUUUCCUUUCUCAUCACCUUUUAAGCUUCCCUCCUUUUCCUUUUCUUGCUCACUACCCAUCGAAUAAACCCCGAUCCCUCACAGUUCAUAACAGAGCCUCCUCUUCUUGGAAUUGUUUCUAAAAUUAGUAAAACUAAUUUUACUCUGCAUUAUUAAGGAAUUUUCUCUGAUUUUGAAAGGCUGGGUCUUUUUGAGAUUCCUCAAGAGGGGUGGAAAUUGACAUAAAGUGAUUCUGAUCAUUCCCCUGUUUAAAAACACUUUCUUGGUAUAAUCCCAUUGUAAAAAAUCCCACCUCUCUUGCAUUUCCUACUUGGGUCCUCUGUGCUGUGAGGUGGGUUUUCCCUUGAUUCCAUUUAUGAGGUGGGAAAUGGAAAUCCUAUCGCCUGCGUCGUACCUUCCAACGUGUAGCUGGUUGACUGAAGAGAGCAGAUCAAGCACAAGGUGGACCCCGGCAGAGAACAAGACGUUCGAGAGAGCUCUGGCGGUCUACGACAGGGACACGCCGGACCGGUGGCAGAAGGUGGCGGCGAUGAUACCGGGGAAGACGGCGAGGGAUGUGAUGAAACAGUACAAGGAGUUGGAGGAUGAUGUGAGCAGCAUAGAAGCAGGGUUGGUUCCAAUUCCUGGGUACUGUGGUUCCCGUUUCACAUUGGAUUGGGGGGAUUGUUAUGGGUUUGAUGAAGGGUUCAGGCCGCCGUAUGACGGAAAGCGAUCGGGGGCUGGUAGGGGUUCGGAGCAGGAGAGGAAGAAGGGGGUUCCGUGGACAGAAGAAGAGCACAAGUUGUUUCUGAUGGGUCUUAGAAAGUACGGCAAAGGGGACUGGAGAAACAUUUCACGCAAUUUUGUGACAACCAGAACGCCGACUCAAGUCGCUAGCCACGCCCAGAAGUACUUCAUAAGGCAGGUUUCGGGUGGGAAAGACAAGAGAAGAGCCAGCAUUCAUGAUAUUACCACUCUCAGUCUCAACGAGAACGGAGCCCCUUCACCGGAUAACAAGAGGCCUCCUUCGCCCCCUGAUCGCUCAAAUUCUGCUCCAAUUUCCGCUACACAGUUCCAGUGGAAUAAUCAGCUAGACGGUGGACUGGAAAUGGCCUUCCGCUCACCAGCACACGGAAAUGUGUUUAUGUCUCCUUGUGGGAUCGACUCGUUUGGGUCGAUCAAAAUGCAGGCCGAGAAUAUGCACAGAAUCACUAUGCCGCGUGAAUCUUAUGGUCGAAACAUGUUUUCUCAUAUGCAAGCUGGUGAUCUCUACCCUCAGGGAUGAUAUUAUCACCGGUUGGAAAUGCACACAUCUUAUUUCAGAUUAGUUGCAGCUGUUUGUGCUUUCCUUUUUUGUUUUUGUUCUUCGAGCUUAUGUGAAUACGUUGUUUGGCUCUUGAGAUUAAGACCGUAGUAUUUGAAGGUAGAGAGAGAGAGGGUUUUUGUGUCUAGAUUGGGACUUCAAAUUCUUGAAUUUGAUACCAAAACAAAGACAUUCUCAUCAGUGUAAAUGCUGUGUGUUAAGGGUCCAAGAUUUGGCUUCA
This is a messenger RNA of Rhododendron vialii, 1794 nucleotides long. Its product is annotated as transcription factor DIVARICATA-like. Gene Ontology annotation, molecular function: DNA binding. The coding region runs from base 627 to 1535 and encodes 302 amino acids. The transcript is spliced from 2 exons. The record is from RefSeq and is a predicted model, not a curated record. Lineage: Eukaryota; Viridiplantae; Streptophyta; Magnoliopsida; Ericales; Ericaceae.